GAGCAUCUUCAGUGUUUGUCAAACGCGCAUCAUGUUCACAACGGUCCUCACUGUCGCCCUCGUGGCCUGUGUUGCCGCCGACGGUAUUCCAAACUUCGUCUCUCCUGGUCAAUGUGCCUCAGUUGCCAACCAGGACAACUUCGACCUCAGGAAGUACGCUGGCCGCUGGUACCAGACCCACAUCAUCGAGAACCCUUACCAGCCGGUGACUCGAUGCAUUCACUCCAACUAUGACUAUUCCGAUAGUGACUACGGCUUCGAGGUGACCACCGCCGGCUUCAACCCGAAGGGAGAAUAUCUGAAGAUUGACUUCAAGAUCUACCCAACAAAGGAGUUCCCAGCCGCUCACAUGCUCAUUGAUGCUCCUUCAGUGUUCGCCUCCCCCUAUGAGGUCAUCGAGACUGACUACGACACCUACUCCUGCGUCUACUCCUGCAUCACCACCAAUAGCUACAAGGCAGAGUUCGGCUUCGUGUUAUCCCGUACCCCCCAGACCUCAGGACCCGCCGUCGAGAAGUGUGCCGCUGUCUUCAGGAAGAACGGUGUCGAGUUCUCAAAGUUCGUGCCUGUCCAGCAGACGGCUGAGUGCGUCUAUAGAGCUUAAGUUCCUCGAAUACUAAAAAUGGAUAUUUUGUUAUAUUCCUUAAGUUCAAAUACAUCAUCCCCAUUAUAACUGUAAAAUGCAGGAAAACUGCCAAACUUGACCAUUACAUUAAAGCUCAAUUGCAACUCCUGUACCAAGUACGAAGAUCUGUGUGUUUGAUAUGAAUUAUUGUCGUAAUUCUUAAAAUAUAAUUAUAAACAUGCACAUGUUUGUACAGUUAAGAAUGUUUCAAUAUAAAUAAUUUGUACACUAUUAAGACAUGGCGUAAGU
Molecule: messenger RNA, 874 nt
Organism: Procambarus clarkii (red swamp crayfish)
Lineage: Eukaryota; Metazoa; Arthropoda; Malacostraca; Decapoda; Cambaridae
Product: crustacyanin-A2 subunit-like
Biological process (GO): response to reactive oxygen species; lipid metabolic process
Cellular component (GO): cytoplasm
Molecular function (GO): pigment binding
Source: RefSeq, a predicted model, not a curated record